Lachancea thermotolerans CBS 6340 is the source of this 1161-nucleotide messenger RNA. RefSeq names its product KLTH0H12474p. Gene Ontology annotation, cellular component: cytoplasm. The transcript has a single exon. Gene Ontology annotation, biological process: nuclear-transcribed mRNA catabolic process, no-go decay; nonfunctional rRNA decay; nuclear-transcribed mRNA catabolic process, non-stop decay. The coding region runs from base 1 to 1161 and encodes 386 amino acids. The record is from RefSeq and is a predicted model, not a curated record. NCBI's taxonomy places the organism in Eukaryota, Fungi, Ascomycota, Saccharomycetes, Saccharomycetales, Saccharomycetaceae.
AUGAAGCUAAUAAGUCAAGUCACGGGCAAUGGAAACAAUCCCGAGCAGCUUACACUGCUUCCUCAAGACAAGGAAGACCUUUUCUGCCUAUACAACAUCAUAAACACAGAUGACGAAGUCAUUUUCAAAAGAAUGGUUACAAGCAAAGUGGACAGCACUGGUAAAAAGAAGACCACAGAACUCAUCAAACUACGGCUCAGGAUUGUGUCUUCUGAGUUUGAGCCCCAGCACGAGUUUCUGAGAUACAAGGGCAUCACAACUGAAGAUGAAAGCGGAAGAGCAAACGUCGACAUACCUUUGGGAAAAUACUUCAGCUUCACGGUAGACUACAAAUAUUCGUUCACUUUGUUGAAAUACGACUACAAUAAUUUUGUUGCGAAGCAACUGAAAGAAGCUUGCAACUUAGAGAGUCGCUCGGAUAUCGCAGCGAUCGUUCUACAGGAAGGUAUCGCUCACAUUUGCCUUCUGAGCUCUUUCAGUACGAUACUGAAGAACAAGAUAGAAUACAGCUUGCCAAAGAAAAAGAGAGGAACUGAUGUUGCUAAAUUCGACGAGAAGGUGGAGAAGUUCUACAAAGCAACAUACGAAUCCAUGAAAAGACAUUUUGACUUUGCGCAAUUAAAAGUCAUCCUGCUUUGCUCUCCAGGGUUUUAUGCCAAAACUCUCUUUGAUAAAAUUUUGUCUUACGCUCAAGAGGAACAGAACAAAACCAUCCUUGCAAACAAAUCACGGUUCUUGGUUGCUCAUUGUUCUACUGGAUACCUUCAGGGUAUAAACGAAGUCCUGAAAAAUCCGGCAUAUGGUUCAAGGCUACAGGAUGCCAAAAAUUCGAAGGAAGCUUUAGUAAUGGAUGAAUUUUUGCAGCAUUUGAACGACGAUGAUUUCAAGGCAUGGUAUGGGGAGGCCGAGGUAACGAAGGCAUCAGAAAUGGGAGCAAUCGAUACACUUUUGGUCACAGACGGGCUUCUGCGCUCUGACGAUCUGAACAUGAGAAAGAAAUGUGUGGGUAUUACCCAAGAUGUUGAACGAGCUGGCGGGUCCGUUGUGGUUUUUAGCUCCCUUCACAGUUCUGGAGAAGAACUCGACAGAUUAACUGGUCUCGCUUGUAUUCUUAAAUUUCCAAUUCCAGACCUUGACGAGUUUUCGGAAGAGGAUAAAUAG